AACAGGUUCUCCGCCCGAUAUGGACACGAGGGGCGGGACUACCUGGUAUAUGCAAAUCGGCUGUUGCCCGGUGACGUGAGAGGCGGAAGCGGACAGCUGGGGUACACAAAGUUUCAGAACGGGUUUCUUGGGGGACGUUUUUACGGAAGACUGGAGGGGCAGCGGACUGCGAUAAAACUACGAUGGGGGGCUCAUCCAGCCAGCUUUCCAAGCAGCUCAUAAACGAAUAUCAGGAACUAACUUUCCUUACAAAGCAAGAAAUCCUUGUGGCUUACCAAAGAUUCAGUGAACUUGUGCAAAAAGAAAACCAAAGCAACAUUGAGUCAGUACGGAUCCCUAAGGAAGCAUUUCUGGCUCUACCUGAGUUAAAGGCAAAUCCUUUCAAGUUCCGAAUCUGCCACGUCUUCUCCACUUCUGACCAGGAAGAUGGCAGCAUGUCUUUUGAAGAUUUCCUUGACAUGCUCAGUGCGUUCAGCGAAUCGGCCACCCUUGAAAUCAAAUCCCAUUAUGCCUUUCGCAUUUUUGAUUUUGAUGGUGACGGUGCAUUGAAUGAAUCCGAUUUGGAAAAACUGGUGAACCAUUUGACUGGAGAAGAAGAAGAAACCAAACUGAGUAACAGUGAAAUGAAGCAACUUAUUGCGAAUAUCUUGGAAGAGUCUGAUAUUGAUAAGGAUGGAACCAUCAAUCACUCGGAGUUUCAACAUGUCAUCUCCAGAUCUCCCGACUUUGUCAGUUCCUUCAAAAUUGUGCUGUGAGGAAACCACAUUUUUGCCAAUGGAAAAAAAAACCUGAAACUGAAUGCCUGUCUCGCUGAAUCUUUGCAGUCGCCUACUACUAGCUACUGAAUGUAAAGAACUGGACCAUGUUUCACCCAGGGUAAAAAGCUAAAGAAGGCCCACACCUGAUGUUCCAUAUUAGAUCAAAUGAAUACCUAAGUUAUAGCGGGGAUGUCUUGUCUCUCCGCCAAUUAGUGAGCGCCAAUACCCACCUGUAUGAUGGGAAUUGUAUUCGAUGAACGCAUUAUAAAAGUAUAUAAUCCUAUUUUGACUCCUAAAAUGUCCAUACUAAUGGCAAUGGACUUAAUGGUUUUCCCUGCAAGUACGUUUUGUCUCUAACCCUUAGCUGUGACUGUGCAGUGUGAUUUUAAUGCUCUCCUCAAUGGAUCUCAAUGUUCUGCUUCCAUGAACAUGUUAAAUAUUUUUAAUAACAUGGAAUACUUUGCACUGUGCAUUCCAGAUGUGCCUUCUCUCAAACACAUGUCAGAAAUACUCCAUCUGGAACCAGCAGUCCUUUUAAACACAUUGUUAGCAUUUGUUCCCCCCCCACCCCCCCCCCCGAAAUGCCUACUAUCAAUCUGGUAUGUGAAACGAUUACAAAAGUCCAGUAAUGCAGGUUUAUUUGUAAAAUACAAUGAUGUUUUUAACUUUCUGUAACAUUACACAGUGACAAACACCAAUGCAUUGUUGUGAAAAUAUAUAUAUUAUAUAGAGACUACUGAUUUUUAAACUUGCACUAUUUUAAAAUGACUGUUUUCAUGCAGUAGGGCAGCGGUACAAAUGCUGAUAGCACCAGCACUAAUCUGGCAAUAAAACGAGUUGUGCUGUUUUAAUUCCCCAGUACUGAUUGUAGUUUCCCAUACAAGGUGGGACGCUUCUACUGCACCAACUUUACUCAAAUCAGCUUCAUAGUAAGUGGAAAUAUGGCCUCUCCCUCAUCUUUUCUGAGGUUAUUUUUGGGUCGCGACUUAAUGACCAAAGACAAAUGUGGGUCCUGAGAAUACACGGGUUGAGAACCACUGCUUUGAUAUUUAAAUACCCCACAAAAACUAGGACAUUUCAUUAUUUAAAAAACCCCCCACAACAUUUCAACAGUCUGAGACUAUCUGCACAAAUUAUAUCCAGUUUCCUUCCACAUAAUGCAUUAUUUGAGCGCUGUAACAUGUUUUCUAUUUUUUAAAGUAAUUUAAAUCUAAUAAAACACACUUUGCAUUA
Messenger RNA from Spea bombifrons (plains spadefoot toad), 1991 nucleotides. It is a transcript of the gene CIB1, whose product is annotated as calcium and integrin binding 1. Gene Ontology annotation, molecular function: calcium ion binding. The transcript is spliced from 7 exons. The coding region runs from base 183 to 755 and encodes 190 amino acids. The record is from RefSeq and is a predicted model, not a curated record. Lineage: Eukaryota; Metazoa; Chordata; Amphibia; Anura; Pelobatidae.